This is a messenger RNA of Meloidogyne enterolobii, 189 nucleotides long. The record is from the annotation of a GenBank genome assembly. Lineage: Eukaryota; Metazoa; Nematoda; Chromadorea; Rhabditida; Meloidogynidae.
AUGUCUGUACUUUUGGACAUAGUUUCGGCAGCGAUGCCUAGAUCAAAUUCAAUACCUCUACUUGGCCAUUAUAUUAUUUUUACAAUUGUUUUGUGCGCGGUAGGUGUUGGAGUUAGCAUGUUACUGUUGGCUAUGUCGAGGCAUUUUAUUCAAAGUGGGGAAUUGCCGUCAGAAAAGCUUUAUAGGUGA